Molecule: messenger RNA, 1447 nt
Organism: Acomys russatus (golden spiny mouse)
Lineage: Eukaryota; Metazoa; Chordata; Mammalia; Rodentia; Muridae
Gene: Ppm1m
Product: protein phosphatase, Mg2+/Mn2+ dependent 1M
Exons: 10
Coding region: 26-1411 (461 amino acids)
Biological process (GO): protein dephosphorylation
Molecular function (GO): protein serine/threonine phosphatase activity
Source: RefSeq, a predicted model, not a curated record
GCGGGCAGCCCCCGGCCGCCACGCAAUGUCCGCCGGCUGGUUCCGGCGCCGCUUCCUAUCCGGGGGUCCACUUCAAGAGCCGCGCCCGCCUGGGCCGCGCUCCAGCCCAGUGCCCUAUCACCGGCCCCGCUUCCUGCGCGGCUCCAGCUCCAGCCCGGGCGCCACCGAUGCCUCGCGCCGCCCGGAUGCCCGACCGGUGCGCAGCCCAGCUCGGGGCCGCACGCUGCCUUGGAACGCAGGCUACGCCGAGGUUAUCAACGCAGAGAAAUCUGAAUUUAACGAGGACCAGGCCGCCUGUGGGAAGCUAUGCAUCCGGCGAUGUGAGUUUGGGAUUGAGGAAGAUCAAGAGUGGCUGACAGUGUGCCCCGAGGAGUUCCUGACAGGUCAUUACUGGGCACUGUUCGAUGGGCAUGGUGGACCUGCUGCAGCCAUUUUGGCCGCCAACACCCUGCACUCUUGCCUGCGCCGGCAGCUGGAGGCUGUGGUCGAAGGCAUGAUGGCCACUCAGCCCCCCAUGAAUCUCAGUGGCCGCUGUGUCUGCUCCAGUGAUCCCCAGUUUGUGGAGGAAAAGGGCAUCCGGGCAGAAGACUUGGUCAUUGGGGCCCUGGAGAACGCCUUCCAGGAAUGCGACGAUGUGAUUGGAAGAGAGCUGGAGGCCUCAGGCCAGGUGGGUGGCUGUACAGCCCUGGUGGUUGUGUCCCUGCAGGGGAAGCUGUAUGUGGCCAAUGCUGGGGACAGCAGGGCCAUCUUGGUGCGGAGAGAUGAGAUACGGGUGCUGAGCUCUGAGUUCACCCCAGAAACAGAGCGGCAGCGGAUCCAGCAGCUGGCCUUUAUUUACCCUGAGCUUCUGGCUGGCGAGUUCACCCGACUGGAGUUCCCACGGCGGCUGAAGGGGGACGACUUGGGGCAGAAGGUUUUGUUCAGGGAUCAUCACAUGAGUGGCUGGAGCUACAAACAGGUGGAAAAUUCCGAUCUCAAGUACCCACUGAUUCAUGGACAGGGUAGGCAGGCUCGGUUACUGGGAACACUAGCUGUCUCCCGAGGCCUGGGAGACCAUCAGCUCAGAGUCCUGGACACCAAUAUACAGCUCAAGCCCUUCCUGCUCUCCAUCCCACAGGUGACUGUGCUGGAUGUGGACCAGCUGGCAUUGCAGGAAGAUGAUGUGGUUGUCAUGGCAACCGAUGGGCUCUGGGAUGUCCUGUCCAAUGAGCAGGUGGCGCAGCUUGUGCAGAGCUUCCUCUCUGGGAACCGAGGGGACCCACACAGGUUCUCAGAGUUGGCCAAAAUGCUGAUAUACAACACACAGGGGAAAGACGAUGGUGCCACCAGCGAAGGGCAGGUGUCCUACGACGACGUCUCUGUGUUCGUGAUUCCUUUGCACAGCCAGGGCCAAGGGGGCAGUGGCCACUGAGGAUUCAGACAACUGCAUUCUAGAACCUCUUCAGGA